Cheilinus undulatus (humphead wrasse) is the source of this 1853-nucleotide messenger RNA. RefSeq names its product paired related homeobox 1b (gene prrx1b). NCBI's taxonomy places the organism in Eukaryota, Metazoa, Chordata, Actinopteri, Labriformes, Labridae. Gene Ontology annotation, biological process: regulation of DNA-templated transcription. Gene Ontology annotation, molecular function: DNA binding; DNA-binding transcription factor activity, RNA polymerase II-specific. Bases 395 to 1198 code for a protein of 267 amino acids. The record is from RefSeq and is a predicted model, not a curated record. The transcript is spliced from 5 exons.
CAGGCUUUGCGCACACACGGAGCCUUGCGCAUCUGUUCGCCAUCACCGUCAUCCUCAGCAGCAGCAGCAGCUCCUCUUCCUGCUCAGAUGUGACUCGGGCGGGCUGGGAACAGCUUCUUCUUCUCCUUUUUCUCCUCAGAGGACUUUUUCCGCCCUCAGGACGAGCUGCAGUCUGGUUUGGAGCUGGAUGGAUCGUCUGUUGGAGGUUUGAUGAGGAAAAACAAGCGAGGACAAAGUCUGCUGAAGUGUCUCUGAUCUGGAUGUGAACUUCUCCGGGUUUCUCUGAGGCUCCUGGAGGCGCUGGAGGAUCCUCUCUGCUCGCUUUUCUUUGGUUUCCUUUCUCCUCCUUCUUCUUGUUGCAGCUCCUUUUUUCCCGCUGUUCCCCUCUUGCGUCAUGACUUCUAGCUAUGCACAUGUAAUGGACAGGCAAGCCUCGAUAUCAAACCGCCUGGAGAGCCCGAUCACGUCGAACCUGGACAACCUGCAAGCCAAAAAGAACUUCUCGGUGAGCCACCUGUUGGAUCUGGAAGAGGCUGCGGAAAUGGUGGGCAGCCAGGCGGACGAGAGCGUCGGGGAGGCGGGGAGGAAUAUGCUGGAGUCUCCCGGGCUGACCAGCGGGAGCGACACGACCCAGCAGGAGAACGAACAGAUGAACACGGAGGAGAAGAAGAAGAGGAAGCAGCGCAGGAACAGGACCACCUUCAACAGCAGCCAGCUGCAGGCUCUGGAGCGAGUGUUUGAGAGGACGCACUACCCCGACGCCUUCGUCAGAGAGGACCUGGCCCGCCGCGUCAACCUCACCGAGGCCAGAGUCCAGGUUUGGUUCCAGAACAGGAGAGCGAAGUUUCGCAGGAACGAGCGCGCCAUGCUGGCCAGCAAAAACGCCUCUCUGCUCAAGUCCUACUCAGGAGACGUGACGGCGGUGGAGCAGCCCAUCGUCCCCCGUCCUGCACCGCGUCCAAACGACUACUUGUCCUGGGGCAGCGCUGCCCCCUACAGCUGGUAUCCGAUGCCGGAGGGGGGGCCAGUGCGGGUGCCACAGAAAAUGCUGCCCUCAGAGAACAACGCCAUGGCGACCUACCCUCCCACCUGCUCCAACACCAACACGUCCCAGGGAAUGAACAUGGCCAACAGCAUCGCCAACCUGCGGCUCAAAGCCAAGGAGUACAGCUUGAACCAGGUACCCACGGUCAACUGAGACCAGGAGCAUCCGGGGAGGGGGGCGUCUCUGCCGGUGCACCCCCGCUGACUGACUCCAUCCCUGGAUCCUGACGCCUCCUCUCGUCCCUGGAGCCUCGAUGGCGUUCCUACGCCUCUGUGCAGAAAGUUGGACAGCGAGUGAUGGCGGGAUGUUCCCUAAAACGCCGUUUUUCCUCCUGAGCGUCACUGAACUGUCGUUUGUACAAAAAGACACCCAGACUGGACGCUGUAGCUGAAUAUCUGCCUAGUUUUUUAUUUUUUGUUGUGACUUUUCAAAAUAAUUCUGCUUUUCUCUGCGGAGGCUCAUGUACGGACUACGUGGAUUUCUCUUCUUUGUGUCUCUUGGAUCAAAAACACCACUUUUGGAAUUUAAAACAUUUUUCCAAUUUUUUUAACCCACAAGGACUUCCUCCAACAUUUAUGCAGUUUUUUUUUUUUUUUUAUAAUUUUGUUUUUUUUUCCACAUUUCUGUCCAUGUUAUACCACUGAUGAGCAAACAUUUUCAACUCAUUUUGAUUUUCAUGUAAUAGUCCAAUAUAAAGGAGCGGCUGAUGUAUUUCUGAAUCCAAAUCCAGUAGAUUCUCUUCAUUUCUUAUAUCCUUUAUUUGUAACAGAAUAAAAACCUGUAUAUGAAUAAAAAUGCAUUUCAAGCA